This is a messenger RNA of Vigna umbellata (rice bean), 1150 nucleotides long. Lineage: Eukaryota; Viridiplantae; Streptophyta; Magnoliopsida; Fabales; Fabaceae. The record is from RefSeq and is a predicted model, not a curated record.
AACUUUUUCUUCUCUUUUCCACAAAAUGCCGAACCAAGGUAUCAGCAGCUACCUUAAAGAACCUCGUCUUGUGGCCAGAAAGUUCUUGGCCAGACCUCAACAUGAGGGUGUUGGGGCAGUUGUUAGAAGAAGCAUAGGGAGAUUUGAGCUCAAGAACUUCGAUCCUUUCCUUGUCUUGGAUGAAUUCUCAGUCACGGCUCCUGCUGGGUUUCCUGAUCAUCCACACAGAGGAUUUGAGACAGUCACAUACAUGUUGCAGGGAGCCAUAACACAUGAAGAUUUUGAUGGACGAAAGGGAACAAUUGAAGCUGGUGACUUGCAGUGGAUGACUGCAGGAAGAGGGAUAGUUCACUCAGAAAUGCCUGCAGCUCAAGGAACUCAAAAGGGUCUUCAGCUGUGGAUCAACCUCUCUUCAAAACAUAAAAUGAUUGAGCCAAGGUACCAAGAAAUGCUGAGCAAGGACAUAGCAGAAACUAUGAUAGAUGGAAUCAAAGUCAGAGUGAUAGCAGGAGAAGCUCUUGGAAUAAAGUCUCCAAUCUACACAAGAACACCAACCAUGUACUUGGAUUUUUCCCUCAAACCUGGUGCUCACUUGCAGCAACUUAUACCAAAAUCUUGGAAUGCUUUUGUGUACAUAUUGGAAGGAGAGGGUGUUUUUGGGAACCAAAAGUCUCAACCUGUGACUUCUCAUCAUAUACUUCUUCUUGGUUCUGGGGAUGGCCUUGAAGCAUGGAACAAAUCUUCAAAGGUUCUUAGGUUCAUUUUGGUUGGAGGGGAACCUUUGGGGGAACCUGUGGUGCAAUUUGGACCUUUUGUGAUGAACACUCAAGAAGAGAUUGACCAAACAAUUGAUGAUUUUGAGAAUUAUACCAAUGGAUUUGAGAAAGCAAGACACUGGAGAUCUGAAACUUCACUUAGCCUUGAUUAUUGAUUUUGUAUUAGGUCACAUUUGUUGGUUGAUUUGGGAAAGAUGGGAACAAAAAUAAGUUCUGAUGUAAAUUGGAAUGUAUCAAUUAGGUCAAGUAUUUCUAUCCUUUUUAACUUUAUAUUAUGUUUAUACUAUACUGUUUGAAGGCUUAAAUUAAAAUCCACAUGUAGUAGCAGGUAAAAAAGAACAGUGAAAUUAUAGUUAAUUACCCUUUUUAUUUUU